CUUCACUAUCAGAGGAGAGAGAGGAGAGAGUGUGAGAGAGUCAGCUGUUGAGAUCAAGCUCAAGAAAAAAAAAAAACACCCCUAGAGAAGGAAUAAGAAAGAAAACCCAAGAAGAGGAAGAAAAGGCAUCAUGGGUCGACCACCUUGCUGUGACAAAAUGGGUAUGAAGAAGGGCCCUUGGACACCUGAAGAAGAUAUUAUCUUGGUCUCUUACAUUCAAGAACAUGGUGCUGGGAAUUGGAGGGCUGUUCCUACUAACACAGGGUUGCUUAGAUGUAGCAAGAGCUGCAGGCUUAGGUGGACAAACUACCUUAGGCCCGGGAUCAAACGUGGCAACUUCACUGAUACUGAGGAGGAGAAGAUCAUCCACCUUCAAGCUCUCUUGGGCAAUAGAUGGGCUGCCAUAGCUUCUUACCUACCUCAAAGAACAGACAAUGAUAUCAAGAACUACUGGAAUACCUACUUGAAGAAAAAGCUUAAGAAGCUCCAAACAUGUGUGGAUGGCCAUAUGAGCAAUGGGACCUCAGGCCCACAGCCCAUCUCCAAAGGACAAUGGGAGAGAAGGCUCCAAACUGACAUUCACAUGGCCAAGCAAGCUCUAUGUGAGGCCUUGUCCAUUGAGAAAUCAGACCUUUUGGACCCAAAGGCUACCCAUGGCUCCCAAUCCCACACCAGACCGCUCCAACCAUCUACCUAUGCAUGGAGCACAGAUACUGUAUCCCGAUUGCUUGAAGGAUGGAUGAGGAAUUCUCCGAAGAAGAUACGACAAACGGCGUUCGAGAUGGACCGUAGUUCAUUCAAUAAAGGGAUCGGCGCAAAUUCUAACUCUAGCGAAGAGAAUCCAAGCACUGUGAAGAAUGGCGUUAUAUCAUCAGAGGCUCUUGAAUCGCUGUUCAGCUUCGAUGAGUCUUCGAUGACGCCGGACACAUCUCAGUCAGUGUCUCUAGAUGAGAAUGCGAAUAAUGCAACCGAUAUGGGCUUUUGCCAAGCUGAAAGCAAGCCCAAUUCAGAGGCCCAAGGCCCACUUUCCGUGCUUGAGAAAUGGCUGUUGGGACACGAUGACAUGAUAGAGAUGCCAGUAGAUGAGACUGCUGACUUGUUUUGAAAGGUUUUUCUUAUUUUGGGUCUUUGGAUAUUCUUUCCAUCUUUGAUUUGGGUUUUGAUUCUUUGUUUUGUUACAAGGCCUUGAACUAAUUGAAGAUAUCUCUUGCUUGGGGCUUAUCAGAAAGACAUACCCAAAUCCAAGAAAAGAAAUGUAAAAUACAAAAAUUCUACAAAAAUAUAUGUAUUGAAUU
Molecule: messenger RNA, 1295 nt
Organism: Magnolia sinica
Lineage: Eukaryota; Viridiplantae; Streptophyta; Magnoliopsida; Magnoliales; Magnoliaceae
Product: myb-related protein 306
Exons: 3
Coding region: 131-1105 (324 amino acids)
Biological process (GO): response to auxin
Source: RefSeq, a predicted model, not a curated record